AUGGACAUCCGGGCAGAUAAAGAAACAAGUACGGAAGAAGCUGAACCAUGCGGGGGUGUAGUCCAGGGCCUAAAUGGCACCAUAGAGUCCCCCGGCUUUCCCCAUGGCUAUCCCAACUACGCCAACUGCACCUGGUUGAUUAUAACAGGGGAGAGGAACCGGAUCCAGCUAACCUUCGUCACUCUGGCCUUAGAGGAGGACUUCGACAUUGUUUCGGUCUACGAUGGACAACCAUCGCCCGGCAAUUUAAAAAUGAGGUUGUCCGGCUUCAUGCUGCCCUCUCCUCUAGUUAGCAGUGGAUCUGUACUGGCCCUGUGGUUCACUACCGACUUUGCUGUCAGCGCACAGGGCUUCAAGGCGAUAUACGAAGUCCUGCCCAGCCAUACAUGUGGCACGCCUGGCCUCAUUCCAAACGGAGUGAUCCAUGGAUCACGGUACAAUAUGGGAGACAAGAUCCGAUACAGCUGCGAGUCGGGAUUUGUGCUGGAGGGACACAGUAUUCUCACGUGCAUCGUCUCUCCGGGGAGCGGAGCACAGUGGGACUUCCCGUCACCAUUUUGUAGAGCUGAGGGAGCGUGUGGUGGUACACUUCGGGGCACCGCAGGUUCAAUAGCUAGCCCUGGCUACCCUGCAGAGUACGAGAACAACCUGGACUGCACCUGGUCAAUCCUCGCCGAACCCGGGGACACUAUAGCUCUCGUCUUCAGUGACUUUCUGUUGGAGGACAGAUAUGACUUCUUGGAAAUCAGUGGGACGGAGGCGCCGAGUAUAUGGUUAACUGGUAUGACGCUGCCCUCCCCGGUGAUCUCCAAUAAGAAUUGGCUCCGCCUACAUUUCACCUCUGACAGUAACCAUCGGAGGAAAGGAUUCAGCGCUCAGUAUCAAGUGAAGAAAGCAAUAGAGCUCAAGUCCAGAGGAGUGAAGAUGAUGCCCAGCAAAGACUCCAGUCACAAGAACGCUGUCUUGAGUCAGAGUGGCCUGGCAGGCGAUGUUUGUCCAGAUCCUGGAGUACCAGAAAACGGCAAAAGGAUGGGCUCCAACUUUCAAGUUGGCUCCAGUGUCCAGUUUAGCUGUGACGACAGCUAUGUUCUGCAGGGAUCAAAAAGCAUCACCUGUCAACGUGUCACUGACACACUGGCUGCCUGGAGUGAUCACAGACCUAUCUGUAGAACUCGUACCUGUGGCAGUAACCUACGGGGGCCCAGAGGGGUCAUAACUUCUCCUAACUAUCCUGUUCAAUAUGAGAACAAUGCACACUGUGUAUGGGUCAUCACCGCAAUGGAUCCAGGGAAGGUGAUAAAGCUGGCGUUUGAAGAGUUUGACCUGGAGAGAGGAUAUGACACGCUGACUGUGGGCGACGGAGGGAAAAUAGGGGACACGCGGAGGGUCCUUUAUAUGCUGACUGGCUCCAGUGUUCCCGACCUCAUCGUCAGCUUGUCCAAUCAAAUGUGGCUACACCUGCAGUCCGACGAUACGAUCGGCUCACAGGGAUUCAAGGCCGUCUAUGAAGAGAUUGACCGUGGAGGCUGUGGUGAUCCUGGGGUGCCAGCAUUUGGUCGUCGAAGUGGGGAUCGUUUUCUUCAUGGCAACGUGUUGACAUUUUCUUGCCAGUCAGCUUUUGAGCUGGUGGGAGAGAGGAGCAUCACAUGCCAGCACAACAAUCAAUGGUCGGGGAACAAGCCAAGUUGUGUCUUCUCAUGUUUCUUCAACUUCACAGCUCCAUCAGGGACUAUACUAUCCCCUAACUACCCAGAAGAAUAUGGAAAUAACCUGAACUGUGUGUGGCUGAUUAUUUCUGAACCGGGGAGCCGAAUCCAUCUCCUUUUCUCUGAUUUUGAACUAGAGCCGCAGUUCGACUGGUUGGUCGUCAAAGAUGAAGGUCUCUCUGAGCCGACCACGUUUGGAACGUUCUCUGGAAAGGAUGUUCCUUCACAGAUUGCCUCAAACGGACACAUCAUGAGACUGGAGUUUCAAUCUGAUCAUUCGAAUACUGGAAAAGGCUUCAACAUCAGCUAUACAACCUUUGGUCAGAAUGAAUGCCAUGAUCCUGGAGUUCCUGUUAAUGGGCAGAGGUUUGGAGACCAGUUUCAGUUGGGCAGUUCUGUGGCAUUUCGCUGUGACCAAGGAUUUAUAAGGACACAGGGUUCAGAUCAGGUUACUUGUAUCAUCCAGGAAGGAAAUGUUGUCUGGUCUGCUGCUGUACCACGCUGUGAAGCUCCAUGCGGAGGUCAUCUCACAGCUCCUUCAGGUGUCCUGCUCUCUCCCGGUUGGCCGUCAUUCUAUCGAGAUUCUCUCAACUGCCAGUGGGUGAUUGAAGCACAACCAGACCAUGCAGUGAAGAUACAUUUUGAUAGGUUUCAGACAGAGGUCAACUACGACACCUUGGAAAUCAGAGACGGUCCCUCAGCCUCCUCUCCACUGAUUGGUGAAUACCACGGAACUCAGGCACCCCAUUUCCUGAUCUCUACCUCCAACUUCUUGUUCCUGCUGUUUACCACCGACAACAGCCGCUCUGCAGCAGGCUUCAGCAUCAGAUACGAGAGUGUAAUGAUGGAGUCAGAUUCCUGUCUCGACCCCGGUAUUCCGGUUAAUGGUCGUCGCCAUGGCAGCAGCUUUGCGAUCGGCUCUCGAGUCACAUUUACCUGUGACCCAGGAUACACGCUGAGCGACCAGGAGCCAAUCAUCUGUGAGCAGAAUCACCAGUGGAGCCACGCUCUUCCUAGUUGUGACGCUUUGUGUGGAGGCUAUGUCUAUGGAAAAUUCGGCACCAUUCUGUCUCCUGGGUUUCCUGACUUCUACCCCAACUCUCUCAACUGUACCUGGACCAUAGAGGUGUCACAUGGGAAAGGAGUGCACCUGGUAUUCCACACCUUCCAUCUGGAGGAAAACCACGACUACCUGUCAAUCACUGAGGAUGGCAAUUUCCUUCUUCCAGUCGCCCGACUCACUGGCUCAGUGCUGCCGCCUAGUGUAAAGGCAGGGCUUUACGGGAACUUCAGCACUCAACUACGAUUCAUAUCAGACUUUUCCAUGAGUUAUGAAGGCUUUAACAUUACUUUCUCAGAAUAUGACCUGGAGCCUUGCGAGGAUCCUGGCGUUCCAGCUUUCAGUAGGCGGAUGGGAUUCCGAUUUCGCGUUGGGGACUCGCUUGUUUUCUCCUGUUUCCAAGGUUACCGACUUGAGGGCGACAGCAAGAUUACGUGUCUCGGAGGAGGGAGACGAGUGUGGAGCAACAAACUACCACGAUGUAUCGCGGAGUGUGGGGCCUCCUCAGUAGGGGCGGAAGGAGUUCUCCUCUCUCCUAAUUUCCCCACCAACUAUGAUAACAACCACGAGUGCAUCUACCGCAUCACCACAGAACCGGGCAACGGAAUCAGGCUGAUGGCAGAGAGCUUUGCCCUGCAUGACGGUGACUACCUAAAGGUGUAUGAUGGAGAGAACAGCUCAUCCCGUCUCCUUGGCAACUUCACCCGAGAUGAAAUGAUGGGAUACGUCAUCAACAGCACGUCCAAUCAUCUGUGGCUGGAGUUCAACAGCAACGCCUCUGGAAGCAAUCAGGGUUUCCGCCUUACAUACACUAGUUUCGACCUUGUCCGGUGUGAGGAGCCGGGUGUGCCCAGUUAUGGCUACAAGAUCCAGGAUGACGGCCACUACGCCAACACGUUCGUUCUGUACUCCUGCAACCCCGGGUACAGCCUCCACGGCAGCAGCACACUCACCUGUCUCAGCGGAGACCGGCGUGUCUGGGACAAACCACUUCCUUCCUGUUUAGCGGAGUGUGGCGGCCACAUAACUGGUGCAGUGUCUGGCCGUAUCCUGUCUCCUGGUUAUCCUGCUCCAUAUGACAACAACCUCCACUGUACCUGGACUAUAGAGGCUGAUACUGGCAAGACUAUCAGCCUCCACUUCAUUGUCUUCGACACGGAGGUCGGGCAUGAUAUACUGAGAGUCUGGGACGGUCCAUCUGGCCCAUCAGAGGGGGGGAUCCUUCUGAAAGAAUGGUCAGGUCCGGCCUUACCCGAAGACACCCAUUCCACGUUUAACAUCCUGACCCUGCAGUUUGAUUCGGAUUACUUCAUCAGCAAGCAGGGAUUUUCCAUACAGUUCUCCACUACCACAGCGACAACCUGCAAUGACCCAGGCUUCCCAGUAAAUGGGUCCCGUUAUGGUGACAGCAAGGAGCCCGGUGACAGUAUGACGUUCCAGUGUGACCCCGGGUACCAGCUCCAAGGGAAAGACACCAUUACAUGUGUACGCAUGGACAACAGGUUUUACUGGCAGCCUGACCCUCCAACAUGUGUCGCAACCUGUGGGGGUAAUGUCAGUGGUCCUUCUGGGGUAAUUCUCUCUCCAAACUACCCGCAGCCUUAUCCACCAGGGAAAGAAUGUGAUUGGAGAAUCCUUGUGAACCCUGAUUUUGUCAUUGCGUUGAUCUUCAAAAGUUUUAACAUGGAGCCAAGUUACGACUUCCUGCACAUCUAUGACGGAGAGGAUUCUAACGGACCGUUACUCGCAAGUCUCCAAGGCAACCAGGCCCCGGAGCGAAUUGAGAGCAGCAGCAACAGUCUCUUCCUGGCAUUCAGAUCUGACGCCUCGCUGGGCAUGUCUGGCUUUGCAAUCGAAUAUAGAGAAAAACCAAGAGAGGCCUGCUUCGAUCCUGGCAACAUCAUGAAUGGCAGUCGGACAGGUUAUGACUAUAAACUUGGCUCCCAGGUCACUUACAACUGUCACCAUGGUUACACAACUGUUGGCGGGGCCACCAUCACCUGUAUCAUGGGACAUGAUGGGAAGCCCGUGUGGGAUAAGGCACUGCCGUCAUGUAAAGCGCCAUGUGGAGGGCAGUAUGGCGGAUCAGAGGGAGUCGUUUUGUCGCCAAACUAUCCGCUGAACUACACAACAGGACAGACAUGCUCCUAUUACAUCACCGUUUCCCCUCAGUUUGUGGUGUUUGGUCAGUUUGCCGUGUUCCAGACAUCAAUGAACGACUCGGUGGAAUUGUUUGACGGAGCCAAUCAGAACGCUCGGCUGCUGAGUUCACUGGCAGGAUCACACUCAGGGGAAACGCUGCCAUUGGCAACUUCCAAUCAGAUCAUGCUUCGGUUCAGUGCUAAGAGUGGUCAAUCAGCUAAAGGCUUUCACUUUGUCUACCAAGCUGUGCCUCGGACCAGUGACAGCCAGUGUAGUUCAGUGCCCGAGCCUCGGUAUGGCAGGAGGAUUGGUUCGGAGUUCUCUGCCGGCUCUGUGGUUCGAUUUGAGUGCACUCCAGGGUAUCUGCUUCAGGGAUCCAGUGCCAUAAAAUGUCAGGCUGUACCGGGGGCUUUGGCACAGUGGAACGCAUCCACACCAACCUGUAUAGUUCCCUGCAGUGGUAAUUUGACAGAACGCAGAGGUACAGUUCUUUCACCAGGCUAUCCUGAACCAUACCCAAACAGCCUGAACUGCAUAUGGAGGAUCCAUGUCAGUGAAGGCGCUGGAAUACAGAUACAAGUAAUGACGUUUGCUACAGAGCACAACUGGGAUUCUCUGGAAAUCUAUGAUGGAGGAGACAUGACAGCCCCGAAAUUAGGAUCAUUUUCUGGAACCACAGCUCCCGCUCUGCUAAACUCCACAUCCAACCAGCUUCUUCUGCACUUCCAGAGCGACAUCAGCGUGGUGGCCGCAGGCUUUCACCUGGAGUACAAGACGGUUGGUCUGACCACCUGUCCAGAGCCAAUGAUUCCAGCCAAUGGCAUCAAAACAGGGGACAGAUACAUGGUCAACGAAGUGGUGGCGUUUAGCUGUGAACCUGGCUAUAUGCUACAGGGACACUCUCACAUUUCCUGCAUGCCAGGGACCGUGCGUCGAUGGAACUACCCACCUCCUCUUUGUAUAGCUCGUUGUGGCGGAUUGUUGUCUGAGAUGAGCGGCGUCAUCCUCAGCCCUGGUUUCCCUGGCAAUUACCCCAGCAACCUGGACUGCACAUGGCAACUCAUCCUGCCAACUGGAUAUGGAGCCCAUGUCCAGUUCCAGAACUUCUCGUCCGAGGACAACCACGACUUUCUAGAGGUUAGGGCAGGACCACAGCACAGCUCUUCCCUUAUUGGGCAGUUCACCGGCUCCCAGAUCCCACCCCCACUGCUAAGCACCACCCACCUGACGAUCAUUCACUUCUACAGCGACCAUUCAGAGAACAGGCCGGGGUUCAAACUGACCUAUCAAGCUUAUCAACUUCAAAACUGCCAGGAUCCUGCCCCAUUCCCAAACGGGGACAUCAUCAACAGCGACUACAGUGCUGGCCAGUCAAUAACCUUUCACUGCUACCCGGGCUAUGUUUUGAUUGGACAUCCGGUGCUUACGUGCCAGCAUGGGACCAAUAGGAAAUGGAACCACCCCUUCCCACGCUGUGAGGCUCCCUGUGGCUACAAUAUUUUGGCCGAUAAUGGGACGAUCUAUUCACCUCAGUAUCCCAAUGAAUACCCCAACUCCCAGGACUGCAGCUGGCUCAUCACUGUUCCCCAUGGUCAUGGAGUUUAUAUCAACUUUACCUUGCUGCAGACAGAGCCUGUCACUGAUUACAUCGCUGUCUGGGAUGGCCCUGAUGCAUCCAGCCCUCAGUUAGGAGUCUUCAGUGGGAACACGGCAUUAGAAUCGGCCUACAGUACCAGCCCUAAAGUCCUGAUCCGCUUUCAUUCAGACUUCUCAACUGGAGGAUUCUUCAUUCUUAACUUCCAUGCCUACCGUCUGAAGAAAUGCCCUCCACCUCCUGCUGUGGAGAAUGCUGAAAUGAUCUACGAAGACGAAGACUUCCAAAUAGGUGAUGUUGUGGUCUAUCGAUGUUUCCCUGGUUACACAUUGGUGGGAAAGGCGGAGCUUACCUGUAAGCUCAACUCUCAUUUGCUUUUUGAAACCCCGCCCCCAACCUGCCAAGCCCAGUGCCCAGCCAAUGAGGAGCGGUCCUCAUCGUCAGGGGUGAUACUCAGCCCCGGGUAUCCUAGCAACUACCCCAACAGCCAGACGUGCUCUUGGUUACUGCGUAUACUGCCAGGUUACACAAUCAGUAUCUAUGUGGAGAUGUUCCACAGUGAGAAGCAGUUUGACGAACUGGAGAUUUUUGAUGGUUCUGCGGGACAGAGCCCCUUAUUGGUCGCACUGAGCGGUAACCAUUCAUCUCAGCUAAACUUCACAUCAAAAACCAACCAGUUGUAUCUGCGCUGGUCCACGGAUCAUGCAACCAACAAGAGAGGAUUCAAAAUACGAUAUACAGCUGCCUACUGUAGUAUCACUAAUCUCCCACUGAAUGGAGGCGUGGUCAAUCGGACGAAGCUCCGCCCAGGAAGCAGGGUACACUUCUAUUGUAACCGUGGUUAUCGCCUGGUAGGCCCGAGCAAUGCCACCUGCAGGCUCCACCCCAAUGGCCUAUACCACUGGGAUAUACCUCCCCCUUUAUGUCAAGCUGUCUCAUGUGGAAUUCCCCAGUCACCGGGCAAUGGAAGCUUCCAUGGGUACCAAUACACUGUUGGUAGCCAGGUGACCUACCAAUGUAACCAUGGCUACCACCUGGAACCUGAUGUUACAACAACGUCAGUGUGUCUGGAGGAUGGCAGCUGGAGCAACGCCGCCUCACCCCCCAGUUGUCUACCGGUGCACUGCCCAAGCAUCGAGGAUGUGCUGACUGAUCACAUGACCCACCAUCUGCUGUCUGGUUCGCUGGGAGAGUUUGGCAGCAUGGUGAUGUUGGAAUGUGCAACGGGGUUCUAUUUGGGGGCGGGGCAUCGAACAAUGCAGUGCCUUGCCAAUGGGACAUGGGAGGGGGCAGAGGACCCAGCAACAUGCAAGAUAAUUUCCUGUGGUGAGCUGCCCUCUAUGCCUUUUGGUACCAAGUUGGGGACGUUGACCACCUAUGGAGCAACUGCCAUCUUCAUGUGUAAUCAUGGUUACACACUGGUGGGGUCACAUGUACGAGAGUGUGGUGCUAAUGGACUGUGGAGCGGUGCAGAGACCCGAUGUUUAGCUGGCCACUGUGAUUCCCCAGACCCCAUUGUCAAUGGCCACAUUAGCGGAGAUGGCUCUAGCUACCGUGACACAGUAGUGUACCAGUGCAUGCUGGGAUAUCGACUGAUUGGCACAUCGGUCAGAAUCUGCCAGCAGGAUCAUCGGUGGUCGGGAACAACACCCGUCUGUGUCCCCAUCACCUGUGGUCACCCAGGCAACCCGGCCAAUGGGCGGACCAAUGGCAGUGAAUUCAACUUAAACGAUGUUGUUAACUUCACCUGUAAUCGGGGUUACACUCUCCAUGGGAACGCACGCGCUCAGUGUCGACUCAACGGACAGUGGAGUAGCCCCCUACCUGUCUGCAGAGUGGUGAACUGUUCGGACCAGGGCCAGGUGGAGAACGGUGUUCGUCAGUCUGGACUGCGUUAUCCAGAAGUCUUCAGCUACGGCAUGAUGGUGACAAUCCAUUGUAAACAAGGCUUUUACCUGCUGGGGUCAGCCCUCCUCACAUGUCAGCAUGAUGGACGCUGGGACCGACCAAUCCCGCGCUGCCUAGCUAUUUCCUGCGGUGACCCCGGCGUACCUCCUAAUGCAGUAGUAACUGGAACCCGCAGCUGGACACAUGGGUCGGUGCUGCAGUACUCUUGUUUGCCUGGAGGGGUGUUGGUGGGUAACGCCACACGGUUCUGCCAGGAGGACGGCACAUGGAGUGGGGCACCACCUUACUGCACUGGUGUCAGCCCAGGAGUUUGUGGCGACCCCGGGGUGCCAACUCACGGUGUCCGUCUGGGAGGGGAAGAAUUUAAAACAAAGAGCCUGUUGCGUUUCAGCUGUGAGGCAGGCUACAGUCUUAUUGGCUCAGCUGAGAGGACCUGUCUCCACAAUGGAACGUGGAGUGGCACACAGCCUGUGUGUCAAGCUGUAUCGUGUGGUAACCCUGGAACACCAGCCCAUGGUAGAAUAGUCUUCAGUGAUGGCAUCACAUUCGGCAGCUCCGUGGCUUAUGCAUGCUGGGAAGGGUUCAAAACAUCAGGCCUGACAACCAGACACUGUACAACUAAUGGGACAUGGACAGGGCAACCCCCUGACUGCACUGUGACCAGUUGUGGUGACCCAGGGCCAAUAGCCAAAGGGAUCUAUUUAGGGAGAGAGUUCACCUUCAACCACACAGUGACUUACCAUUGUAACCCGGGUAAUUUCAUGGAGCCCUCUGGACAAGGAACCAAUGUUCUGCGAUGCACCAAGGAUGGGACCUGGAAUCAGACCAAACCCAGUUGUAAAGCGAUUCAGUGUGGGCCGCCCCCCCAGGUGCUCCAUGGGAAGGUGGAGGGAACAGACCAGUCGUGGGGUUCAAGUGUAAGCUACAGUUGCUUCCAUGGCUACCAGUUGUCCACUCCUGCUGUGGUCACCUGUGAGGGAAACGGCACAUGGAGAGGAGACAUACCGCAGUGUCUACCUGUCCUGUGUGGUGACCCGGGCUCUCCUGGAGGUGGCUUCAGAGAGGGGAAGAUCUUCUCCUAUAGGUCGGAAGUCAGGUUCUACUGCCACACCCCCUACCUGCUAGUGGGCUCCCCCGCCAGGGUCUGUCAAGCUGACAGCAGUUGGAAUGGCCAGCAGCCUGCCUGUAUCGACCCAGCAUUCAACAGCUGCCGUGACCCAGGAACUCCUGCCUAUGGCAUCCCUAUACUGGCUCAGGGCUUUCAGGUUGGCAGUAAGAUUUCUUUCAAAUGCCGCAAGAACUACCACAUUCUGGGUUCGACCACAAGAAUCUGUCAAGAAAACCUGACAUGGAGUGGAUCCCAACCUGAGUGUAUAGCCCAUUCCUGCAGACAGCCAGAGACCCCCAGUAAUGUAGACGUUAGAGCUAUGGACCUCCCUUCAUUGGGUUACACGCUGAUCUACUCGUGUCAGGACGGUUUCUAUCUGGCAGGGGGAUCGGAGCACAGAACCUGCAGGAAUGAUGGGAGGUGGUCAGGAAAACCCCCACUAUGUAAAGUUGGAAUGAAAGUCCCCCCCAAAGCCCGAGGAGGAGACUCUGACAUUCAGAAGAACAAGAUCCGCGUUCCAGUGGAUGUCUUCUCUCCCAACUCAGACUGGAGUGGUUUCUAUGAGUAUCUAGGGAAGAGACAGGUCGCAACAAUUACUGUAACCGGGUUCAACGCCACCAGCGGCAGAGUCAACGUCACGUUACUAGAGACCAGCGGAGUGUCAAUCAAACUGUCAGGGACCUACAAGUCAGAGGAAAACCAGUUGCUACUGAAGGUUUACCAGGUGAAGGGGCCUACGGAGCAUUACUACAGCAAGUUCAAAAACGACAACUGGGCUAUGGACGGAUAUGUUACUUCUGAGUCAGACCAGAAGACCUUCGUCUACCAGGGACACAUACACAGUAAAGACUUUGGCAAGUUCCAUCUUACCAGACAAGGUCCUGUAACCUUGGCAAUGGAUCCGUCAAACCCCUACACCAAUAGCAGUUCUGUGGCAGCAGCCAUCUUGGUUCCUUUUUUUGCCCUUAUCCUCUCUGGCUUUGCCUUCUACCUCUACAAGCACAGGACAUUGUCUGCUGACACAGAUGAUGACAAUGAGAGACCUAAAGACACCUGGGGGCCUGGCGGCAGAGCACGUCCCAAGGUCCAGUUUAAUGGCUAUGUGGGCCAUGAGAGUUCCAAUGGCCAGGCAUCAUUUGAGAACCCCAUGUACGACACCAACAUGAAGCCAACUGAGGCUAAGGCAGUUCGAUUUGAUACCACACUUAACACAGUCUGCACUGUGGUAUAG
Lampris incognitus (smalleye Pacific opah) is the source of this 10749-nucleotide messenger RNA. RefSeq names its product CUB and sushi domain-containing protein 1-like. Lineage: Eukaryota; Metazoa; Chordata; Actinopteri; Lampriformes; Lampridae. The transcript has 75 exons. The record is from RefSeq and is a predicted model, not a curated record. Bases 1 to 10749 code for a protein of 3582 amino acids.